UUUCAAAAGCAAGAUCAUACAUAAAAGGGAAAAGAUCGAUCGAACCUUUCGGUGCAACUGCUGUGCUUGUCGUUGUGUCAUCCGAUGAAAGCAGAGCACGAGAGAAUGCCUGAAGAGGAUGAUGAACCAGAGAUCAACCUGCUCAAGAAAGAACUUGGAGUCUCUCUGGCAAAAGUUGUUUCAUUGGAGAAAGAAAACCAGGAGCUAAAGCAGGAAGUAAGCCGUCUAAAAGCGCAAAUAAGCUCCCUCAGAGCACACAACAAUGAGAGGAAGACGAUGCUCUGGAAAAAGUUUCAGCUCUCCCUGGAUAGCAACUAUACAGAUGCAUCUCCAGGAGUAACCAGAACAGAUUUCCCAGAAUCAACCGUGGAAAAACCAAUGAAGAUACCGAACCCACCACCAAGGCCUAGUUCAGUCACUCCCUCUUUGCCCAAAGAAGUGAAAGUAAGUAAAGCUCCACCAGCACCGGCACGGGCACCGGCACCGCCGCCGCCGCCACCGCCACCACCAUCAAAAUCGCUAGUUGGGGCAAGAGCGGUGCGCCGGGUGCCGGAGGUGAUGGAGUUGUACCGUUCGCUAACUAGGAGAGAUGCCCACAAGGAGAACAGAAGCAAUCCUGCAGGAACUCCAGUAGUUGCAUUUACGAAGAACAUGAUUGGAGAAAUUGAAAACCGGUCGGCAUAUCUUUCAGCUAUAAAAUCAGACGUCGAAAGACGAGGAGAAUUCAUCAAGUUCUUGAUCAAAGAGGUGGAGUCUGCCGCCUAUAAAGAUAUUGCAGAAGUGGAGGCAUUUGUGAAAUGGCUAGACGGGGAAUUAUCUUCAUUGGUAGAUGAAAGAGCAGUACUGAAGCAUUUCCCACAAUGGCCAGAACGAAAAGCAGAUGCACUGCGGGAAGCUGCUUUCACCUACCGAGAUCUAAAGAGUCUUGAGUCUGAAGUUUCAAGUUUUGAGGACAACCCCAAAGAGCCUUUAACCCAGGCUCUAAGAAGAAUUCAAGCAUUGCAAGACAGGUUGGAGCAGAGCAUUGACAAUAUAGAGAGGAUGAGGGAAAGCACAAGCAAGAGGUACAGAGAUCUCCAGAUCCCUUGCGAAUGGAUGCUGGACACAGGCCUAAUUGGUAAGAUGAAAUUACGUUCCCUGAGGCUCGCAAAGGAACACAUGAAAAGGAUUACUAAAGAACUGCAGUCUGAUGAAUGCUCAUGCGAAGAGAAUCUUAUGCUUCAGGGAGUUCGAUAUGCAUAUCGAGUACACCAGUUUGCAGGCGGCUUUGAUGCAGAUACCAUACAAGCAUUUGAAAAGCUAAAGAAAGUUGGCUUGGGUACUGACAAUUGAUUGUGUUGCCGCUGAAAACCUUGCACAUGUUAGAAUAUGGACAUUGACAAGUUGUGGUAUCAGUGCACCAACAUGUUAAGUGUCCUAAAAACUACAUAAGUAGUUCAUCGUUUGCAUAUUUUUGAAUAUAUUUUUGACAAAGGUAAGUUUCAUUGAAUAUGAAGCCAAUACUUCCUAACUGUGUAG
Molecule: messenger RNA, 1518 nt
Organism: Alnus glutinosa
Lineage: Eukaryota; Viridiplantae; Streptophyta; Magnoliopsida; Fagales; Betulaceae
Product: INCREASED PETAL GROWTH ANISOTROPY 1-like protein 1
Exons: 5
Coding region: 85-1332 (415 amino acids)
Biological process (GO): chloroplast organization
Cellular component (GO): chloroplast outer membrane
Source: RefSeq, a predicted model, not a curated record